Molecule: messenger RNA, 1881 nt
Organism: Aspergillus thermomutatus
Lineage: Eukaryota; Fungi; Ascomycota; Eurotiomycetes; Eurotiales; Aspergillaceae
Product: DUF4246 domain-containing protein
Exons: 4
Coding region: 1-1881 (626 amino acids)
Source: RefSeq, a predicted model, not a curated record
AUGUUUCAAAGCGUGCCGAGGCAGGAGGCCUUCGUGGUCGUUCCAAAAGUCCAGGACAGCAAGUUGGUACUGCCUGGAUUCGGUUUGCCGCUCAAUUAUGCACCGGUGGAGCAGAACAUCUACGGUGUCCAGAACCGAAGCUUGUUUCCAACAAGUCUGGACGAUCGGGAUAUCGCAAGAGGGGACGUCGAUCAGCCUGUUUUGACCCUCCGUGAGAUGGGGAUGGUAAGGGUGAUGGAGCGCAUCACAGAUUUGCCUGAUUGGCAUAAAAACAUAUUUCUUCAUGAGGUUGCCGAAACAUGGAAGAAAGAAGCAAUGGGCGAGGAAGAUAUCACCAAAAACAUGGCCGACUGGAUUAUCGAGGAGCUACAAUUCAAAGCAAUCAUCUACGAGCAUACCCAGGUUGUCUCGUUGUACAACGGCGACGUUACCAAGUCAGACCACAAUGUGCCGGAAUCAUUUCGAAUUCAAUUAAAAUCGGCAACCAGCGCUCUUGAGGAAGUGCCACCGGUAUUGAAGUUCUAUAACCCAGGGGCCAAGUAUGUGCAACGCGAUCUCGUCCCGGUUGGAUUCUUUCCUCUUGUGUAUGGGCGGACACGUGUUCUCAAGGAUCGAGUCAUUGGGCUGGAUGAUGCAUUGGACAACGCUGGCCAAGGGGUGGUGAUCCCUGUCCCUCCAGAGACGAUCACACGUGAGGACAUGGCUUGGAGAGUCGCUGCUCGCGCCGACAUCACUGUUAAGCCUUUCAGUCGCAGGUUCCAGGUUCUUCCGUGUGAUCUUGAGUUGAAGGACGACGGCAAGUGGCACAUUGUCAGUUAUAUCAAUAACCUACACCCGGUGCAUCACCGCAACAUAUACACGCUGAUUGAGGACCUGUUCAACAUGACAAUUCCUCAGUGGAAUGCAUCAUUGACUCCGCUCAAGGAUAUGCUUCACGCCCGUGCACGGAUUGAGUAUAAAAAAGCCGAGUACUAUCCCAUUUCGAAGGAGGUCGAGGAACAGACGCCUAAAGCAAGACCGGGCGAGGCGGAAGUAGAAUAUCAAGAUAGACUGGAUGCGUGGAGGAUGGAGAAUUGGAAAGCCAUCCAACCGGACGCUGGGAAAUUCAUUCCCUGGGCCGUACCACCAUGGAUGAUGUCCUUGAUACCAACGGAUCUCCCGACCCCGGUCCGGAUUGAGCAGGGUGUUGAGCUGAACAAAGACUAUGGACAUCGGGGGCUACAAGUAAUUGUUAGAAUUGUCAGUCACGAUCUGACGCCUGAGCAUCCGUACUUUGAAUCCGGCUGGCACUGCGAAGGCCAGAUGAAUGAACAUACGGUCGCAACGAUGAGUUACACCUUCCACAUGGACAAUGUGCAAGUUCCCUCGGUGGAAUACCGGCAAAUCUCCGAAACCGCCUCCCUGACCGAGGUCGAGCACGAGCCCGACGACACAGUCUGGCUGAAACAAGUCUUCGGCCUGGAGGACGGAGAACCUUGCGUCCAAACCGUGGGCAAAAUCAAAGGGCACCUCGGCCGAGUCAUCAUUUACCCGAACACCCUCCAGCACCGCGUGAACCGCUUCGAGUUGACGGACAGCACUAGGCCUGGCUGUGUCAAGGUGCUCCAUCUUUUCCUGGUCGACCCCAACAUCCGCAUCAUUUCGACGGCCAAUGUCCCGCCUCAGAGAGUGGAUUGGAGCUUUGAAGGAGUCAGCCCCCAGGAACUUGAUGGGGUGUAUCGCAUGCUGGAUAGACUCGCCCUGGAGUUCCGGGGGAGGAAGGACAGUCUACCUAUCUCCAUGGACGAGGCUAGGAAACUACAUGACGAGGUCUUUCGGGAGAGGGUUGAGUACACCAAGUACCAGCAGGUUGCCUUCGAAUCGAACGUAGUCGUUCUUUAA